Messenger RNA from Pseudogymnoascus verrucosus, 1382 nucleotides. RefSeq lists its product as uncharacterized. The coding region runs from base 18 to 1382 and encodes 454 amino acids. Lineage: Eukaryota; Fungi; Ascomycota; Leotiomycetes; Thelebolales; Thelebolaceae. The record is from RefSeq and is a predicted model, not a curated record. The transcript has a single exon.
CGGGGUUCCGUAACCCUAUGAGAGAAAAGAUAGUUUGUUGUGGCGUCUGUGAAAGCGAAAGUGUGGCGCAGGGCGCUAAUGCCGAUAAGAUAAGGACCAUGCAUGCGAGGCGCAGGCACCCAUACCACAUCACGUUCUCAUACAAACCAAACACAAUUCUUAAAAGUGAUACUAAUGUGAGCGAGCAAAGAAAACUUCCGACCUCAAAAAUGGGCAUCUACGCCAUCGGCUCCAACGGCUCCGGCCAACUAGGAAUAGGCCACGAAGAAGACGUCUCCGUCCCCAAAGACGCCCAAUUCCACGCCUCUUUCCCCCCCACCUCCGGCGGGCCUAUGACCAUCCGCGGCGGCGGAAACCACACCCUCCUCCUCACCCCCACCGGCAUGCUGCUCAGCUCCGGCGCCAUCACCCACGGCGCGCGCGGUCGCUAUUUUCUGCCGCCUACUACGACGAGGAGUUUCAGUCCGGUGUUAUUGUCGUUCUCCGCCUCCGCUGAGGCAGAGGCACAGGUCCCGCCCGACUCGGAUGAGCUGUGGGGACCGGACGCUUUUAAAUCUGCGGAGGCGGAUAUUAAAGCUAACCCGAAAGUCACGCACUGCGCAGCGAUGUGGGAAUCCUCCGUCGUCGUCGCUGCCGAUGCGGCGGGGAAAGCACGGGAUGUAUAUACCUUCGGCAUGGGCCAAAAAGGGGAGCUCGGACAAGGACCCCUAAUCAUCCGCUCCCCACGCCCCGAACUCCUUCCCAAUUUUCCGCCACCAGACACCGAAAUCGUCGACCUCGCAGCGUGUAUGGGCCACGUGAUCGCCGUCCUCGACAACGGGGACGUAUACGGCUGGGGCAACGGACGGAAGGGACAGCUUGGGGAACUGGCGGAGGUGGUGCAUGAGCCGAGGAAGAUAGAGGGUAUUACUUUCCCUGUUACGCGCGCGGUUUGCGGGAGGGAGUUUACGUAUUUACUUGGUGCUAAGGGGGGAGGGGAGAGCGCGUUUCUUGGAAAGGAUAAAUGGGAUGUUAAACCCCCUGCUGAUGCGGAUAUCAAGGGCUGGAUUGACGUCGGGGCGGGAUGGGGAAAUAUCGUUCUCCUAAAAGACAACGGAAACGUGCUCUCAUGGGGCCGAAACGACCACGGCCAAUGCGCACCCCCCGACUUACCACCGGUAGACAAGAUAGCAGUAGGCAGCGAGCACACCCUCGCACUUACGCGCGACGGAGACGUUCUGGCCUGGGGAUGGGGGGAGCAUGGGAAUUGUGGGCCGGGGAAGGAGGAUGUGAGGGUUAAGGAUAAUGUGGUUGCGAGUUCGAAGCAUUUGCCUGAGGGGAGUAGUAUUGUUUCUAUUGGGGCUGGGUGCGCGACGAGUUGGGUUUGUGUUCUUGAUGGGUGA